CGAGACCCGGACGCGGAGCGAGAAGCCCUUUGGAGGGGGACUGAUCCUGUGAAACACUGAGUCUCCUCAGUGCCACUGGAGCUCAAUGAGAGACCGUGGCAGUGACACCGCCCAACUGCCAUCUGCACAGAUGAAGAUGGACUACGACCGUGACAAGUCAUCCAAACCCCCGGGUGUGAAAAUGAGCAAAUCCGUUCCCAUCAUUUGCGCUUCCUCGGGUAAUGCCAACUGCCACGACACCCGCCCCACCCAAGGCCCCGCAAGGCAAGUGCAGGGCAGGAACCGCAGUGAUAAACUGGCACCUUCCCAGGAAGCGGUCGCACGAGAGAGUCAAGGGUCAGACUUCUAUAAUGGCAACGUGGCCCUCGGAUGCCCCUCUGACGCCUCAGAGAAUCUCCACGCAACAGCUGCUGAGGAAAGCAGACGGAACGGGGGGUCAGUGCCAAAGGAAACUUGGGCUACAAAGAGCAUAAUCAAUGCUCCCAUGGCCCUUCCCAUCACACACGUUUUCCCGUAUGAGGAAAACAAAGUUGGCAAUGGCAGCAAGGUGACCGUGAAGAAUUGUACCUUCCAUACCCCACCCGAGAAGAGUCCUGCACGAAUGGGGGGUGGUUCCCCACUAGACCUUUCCAGAGAGAGGAUGGACAGCUUGAGAAAAGAAAGGCAGGCACCACCCAACACGAAGCAGAGAAAGACAAGACGAGAUCUUUUCCAAGAUUCAAAUGUUUUCCACCACAUUGAUGCUCACGUUCUGCGUGUGAGCGAGCAGAUACAAUCAAAGCAGGCUUCGUCAUCAGUCCAGACCAUCGUUCGGCUGAUUACUGACAAGGUCCGAAGCAAACUGGAGACCGUGCGCGCAAUAUGGAUGUGGCUGUGCCACAAUAUCCAGUAUGACGUGGAUGGCUUCUUAGGGUUAUCUCCGAAGAUCCAUACCCCGGAACAGGUCCUGCAGACCAGAAGAGGCGUGUGCUCCGGUUAUGCCCAUUUAUGCCGAGAAAUGUGCAGGGAGGCAGGGCUGAGCUGCAUUGAAGUGUCAGGCCACGGGAGAGGUACCGGUUACCAACAAGGGCUCGACUGCCAGCAAAAGAAACCCAACCACAUGUGGAACGCUGUUCAGCUGGAGGGGCAGUGGCACCUGCUGGAUGCGUGCUGGGGCGCAGGCAUUGUGGAUGAAGAGAAAAGAUUGUUCAUUCCCAGGCAUGACGACUUCUUCUUUCUAACCGACCCGGAACACUUCAUUGAGACCCACUGGCCAGAGGAGCCCCAGGGGCAGCUUGUGCAGCCGCGUGUCUCGCUGGAAGACUUUGAACAAAGCGUUUUUAAAACGUCGGAGUUUUUCAAACUGCAGCUCUCCCUGCUCUCUCCAAACCGCUCCCUCCUCAGAACAGAGCACGGGGAAGCAACGGUGUCUCUGGGGAGCCCACGCCCCACAGAAUAUAGCUACCGCCUCUACAAGCUCUGCAGCGACGGUAGCAAAGAAGAACUAGGCAUGGCCUGCGGGAUGCUGAUGGUGUCCGAGAAGCGCAUGACUCUCCAAGUUCUUCCCCCGACGGAGGGCUUUUUUGAGCUGAUGGUCUUCGCACGCCCGUCGGAUGCUCAGAACCCCUACAGCUGGGUGUGUUCCUAUCAGAUCAAGUGCCUGGAGUCGAGCAAGAAAGAUCUGCCCGAAAACCCCUUCCAUUUCUGGGGCCUCCAUCCAAAGCGGAAGGAAAUGGGGAUCGCAGCAUGCAACUGCGGAGAAGAUCCGAUUGUUGUUGCAACAGGAAGUUGGCUCUUGACUCUAUGGACAUCCAGACCCUUGCUGGCCACAUACCAGCUGGUGAAUAAAGAUUUGGACGCCUCCCUGAGCACCAAGUGCCUGGCCUCUCAAGCGGAGGAGGAGAAGUUGAGUUGUCACGUGCUGUGUCCUUUCCUGGGCUACUACCGGCUCUCGGUGUUUGUGAAAGAAUUAGGGGGCGACCUGUUGAAAAACGCAGCCAACUUCCUCAUUCAUUGCUCUGGUCCCACCAACCAGAACGAGCUCUUCCCCUCCGGCCUCAGCAUGCACUGUGGGACAGGCAUCAGCACCCGCUGGAGGGGCUUUUCCAACCCCAGCCACCCGGCCCCCAUCAUCCACACCAACCAGGGGAAGUGCAACAUCACGUUCCACACCCGGUCGGACACCGAAGUGGCCGCUGUCCUGAGCAAGGACAAAGUCACCCAUACCAAGUACCCCCUGGAGAGAUACGUCCUGCUCACCCAUCUGGCAAACAAGGUCAGCGUCUGCAUCCUGCUUCCCGAAUCGGGCCUCUACAAAGUGGGGCUCUUCAGACAAAGUGGGGCUCUUCAACAGGAGCGAGGACCACAAGGACUUCGCUCACGUCUGCGACUACGUCGUCCGCUGCUUUUCCGAGCCCCGGUGGCUUCCGUUCCCCCGCGUGUACAGCACAUGGAGGAGAGGCUGCAUCCUGCUGCAGCCCAGGACGGGCGUGCUCCAGGAACGCAGCUGGAUCAGGUUCAGAGUCAAGAUGCCAAAAGCCUACAGAGCUUUUGUGGUCGGGCAAGCCAGGACUGA
Pelodiscus sinensis (Chinese soft-shelled turtle) is the source of this 2554-nucleotide messenger RNA. NCBI's taxonomy places the organism in Eukaryota, Metazoa, Chordata, Testudines, Trionychidae. The record is from RefSeq and is a predicted model, not a curated record.